Pogona vitticeps (central bearded dragon) is the source of this 3391-nucleotide messenger RNA. The record is from RefSeq and is a predicted model, not a curated record. Lineage: Eukaryota; Metazoa; Chordata; Lepidosauria; Squamata; Agamidae.
AAAACGCAUCGGGUUCGGAGCAUUUUAAACUUUGCCUAGGGGACUACAACUUUUGAGUCCUGGGAGGAAACUUUUGUCUGGUUAAUAUUUUCAAACUUUUCCUAACUUUUUUUCCACUUGUUUCUCCUCCUCUCCCCCUUCGGUCCCAUUUUUCUCGAUCCGGGGUCCAUGCAGGUCGACUGCUCCCCCCCCGUGCCAGCUUCUCGUCCCCCGAAGCCGUUGCCGGCGUGUGGAGCCCGCCCCACGCCGGCCCCCUGCCAAACCACGGCCUUUACCUGCGUGUUCCAGUGUUUCCCCUGCGACCCGUCCUGUGGGAACGCCUCGUGGGCUAACCCCGAGUUCGCCCAGCGCUCGGCGGCUCCGAUGGUGAAGAUGACGCGCUCCAAAACGUUCCAAGCCUACCUGCCCUCCUGCCACCGGACGUACAGCUGCAUCCACUGCCGGGCCCACUUAGCGAACCAUGACGAGCUCAUUUCGAAGUCUUUCCAAGGAAGCCAAGGGCGGGCCUAUCUCUUCAAUUCCGUAGUUAAUGUAGGCUGUGGCCCCGCAGAAGAACGGGUUUUGUUAACGGGACUGCAUGCGGUCGCCGACAUUUACUGUGAAAACUGCAAAACCACGCUGGGCUGGAAAUAUGAACAUGCGUUUGAAAGCAGUCAAAAGUAUAAAGAAGGUAAAUACAUCAUUGAAUUAGCGCACAUGAUCAAGGAUAAUGGCUGGGAUUGAGCCUGGAGGAGACGCAUGCCCGCACUUCGCGCGAGAGAAGGCCACCCGACUGAACAUUUAUCUCCGAGAAUGAGCGAGUGACUGGGAGGAAAGGAAAACAACAACAACAACAACCUGCUUGGUUCCUUGCAUUUUGGGGAGCUUCGUCGCUGCCGCCGUCUUUUCAGACGCUUCCUCGCCCACCUUUCCGCCAUCUUAUCCGGUGACCGGCCUUGAUAACCUUCGUUCUCUGCUUUUGUUACCUGUCUCUGUGAGGCCACCUGUGGUACCCCUCUUCCUUCUCUCUCUCUCUGUCUCUGUCUUCCUCGCUGUGAUUUGUGGAGGGUUUUUGGUUUUUAAAUCACCAAAGCAAAGGAGGAAACCCCAAUGGCUAAACUUAUUUCACAACCAGCGUCUCAGUACAAACCAAAAGUUGAGUUUGAUGACAGCAGUGGGAAGAGAGCUGGGUUUGUUUUUUUUAAAAUCCAAGGCUUGCGGCGGGCCCGUGGGAAAGAGGCCUGGGUUUCGGGAGGCACGAGGUGGGCAGGAACCAUGAACGUGGAGGGGGGGGGAAGGAUGUGCCCCCAGAUGCUCUUUCAAAAUCCUGAUCCACUGUGGCUUGACAUUUGUGGACCGUAAGAAUAUACCUCAUGGCUGUGUUUAUUUUUCUCUCUGUAUCUUGUGAUGGUGACUCCAAACAAUUUGGUCACUAGUGGUUACUCCUUCUUUUUUUUAGUUUUGAAGCGAUCACUUGGGUUUUUUUUUUUCCUGUCUAUGAACCUUCUCGAGAAGACAAGUUUGAACCCUUAGAGCUAGUCAGGCCUCUGCGUUCUUCCUACCCUCGACCCCCACCCUAGUCUCCUGUUUUCUCCGUAAAGGAAUCUACCCAGCGUGUGUUGUGAUCUUAGCAUGGACUUCCCCGACCACUCAUUAGCCCCGUCCUGCGGAGUUGUAAACCCCUCUUUCAGAGAGUAGGUGUUGAAACGCAAAGUGGAGGAGCAGUGGGAAACGGGGGGGGUGGACUCAUCAUUUGGGUGUGUAUGUGCACGCGCGUGUGAUCAUGAAAGGGAGGAGCCGUCAUUCUCUAUAUCGGCACCCGUACCUGGCAUGUGGGCAACUUUCUGGCCCGUUGUAUCAUGUUCAUGACGACCGCCUAGAGAUGGCGUGGGAAUUUUAAAUCUGAUCGUUCGUACUGGUCUCUAGCGUAUGUUUAUGGUUUUUUUACAAGCUUCGCUGACAACCCAGGGACCAGUCUCUGGUAGGGCUGACAUUCUGGAAAGGAUCUGUUCCAAAGCUGGAGGGUUACUCGGCGUGGUGACAAGGGUUUUCUCCCUGCUUGAAAGGAUAAACCCACUUCCUCACACGUUUCCUCCAUUCGGGCCAAACGGACAGGUGGUUUUGGAAGAGCCCCUCUUCGUAAAACAAGGGGCCCGAACGGGGUUCCUGAAAUGCGGACGACUAAAUGACGUCCCCUAGGUGCAGACCUGUCUUAAAAGGUCUGAAUCCCACCGUGUUCUUCUGAAUCCUUCUGGGAUAAAAAGCGGAGAGAGAGAAAAAAAGGGGGGGUUCUGUAUUUACCUGAAGCAUCCUUUUGUAAGAACGGAAAUCGAUGAAAAUCAUGCAUGCGACAGAGGAUCUCGGGGGCCUGCUCUUUGGUCCCCUGUCUCUAACGAACCUGAUACUCCUUGAUGGAUAAACAGGCCCCAUAAACGAGUCCCCAAAAUUUGGUUGGUCCGUACGUUUCCUGUCCGGCUACCUCCAGAGUGUGGCACGAGGCUGAACUGAAAAGCCACCCUUGCUUCGUUCUGUUGGGUGGGCUGAGCGUUUAAGGGAUAGCUUCACAGGCAGUAAAUAUUUCUUGCUGAAUGAAAGAGGCUGAUCAAAUCUUCGCGUUCUCUCCUCUUUCUUCUCGGAUCUAGUCCAAUGAAGGAACGGAGAAAACCUGGGAGCUCCUGGCGGGGAGCAGGGAGGGUCUCUUAAAUUGCCCACCCACCCACUUUGCCUUUCAUGGAGUUUCCAAUCCAAACAUGGUGAACCUUGCGACUCACGGCAGCCCAGCGGGGAGCACAAAGGCUGUGUUGAAUGGAAUUCAUUGUGUGCGUCUCCUUUGAAAAGAAUGAUUUUCCCCCUCUUUCUUUCUGUAGUUCUUUUUUUUUCUUUUUCCCAUACGCACCUCCCGAUUAAUUAAAAAAUCUUUCAUGUGGGGUUCAUCCACUCAACGAAUCUGUUGUAAGCCGGCGAAUACGUACGUCGCGUGUUGGUAAAGCCAGGGAAGAGCAGAACAGCUCCCAGGUGGAGUUCUCCCUCAAAAGUAUAUGUUUCUUUACGGUGGCUUUUAUGUCCUAAUCUAAGUCUCUCUCUCUCUCUUCCUGGGGAGAAGAUGGUACUCAGAUUAGCCGGAAAACAGUGGGAAUUGGAAAAUCCCAGUUAAUUAGAAACUGAUACUUUCCCCCCUCCGCUUUUUCAUUAGAGUUUACUAAUUGAUAAUCUGCGAGAGGGUAAGAUGAGUGCAUCUGGAAUGAUGGUUCCAGAAACCAUCCCAUCACUAUCAAUAACCCAAAGAGGUAGGCUGCUAUUUUCCAGAUACGAAAACAGUGUGAGGAUAUGUACUUGAAAGGAAGUCUAUAAAUGAAGGGCAUCCUUUGUGCACAAAAAUAUUUGCCAUGCACAGUUCUGGGUGCUCUGUGGU